Molecule: messenger RNA, 1620 nt
Organism: Neoarius graeffei (lesser salmon catfish)
Lineage: Eukaryota; Metazoa; Chordata; Actinopteri; Siluriformes; Ariidae
Gene: krt97
Product: keratin 97
Exons: 8
Coding region: 121-1455 (444 amino acids)
Molecular function (GO): structural molecule activity
Source: RefSeq, a predicted model, not a curated record
UCCCGGGCUACAUAAACCGGGUGUAAGACCUGGUGAUCACCAAGCUCUCUGUCACUCUGUAGAAGCAGCAGCAGCAGCAGAAGAAGAAGAAGAAGAAGAAGGAGAUCCUCCAGGACAAAGAUGAGCAGCGCGUCUGUGGUCAGUUUAUCGUCCUCCCGCCUCGGCGGCUUCUCCUCCUCCUCCCUGACUCUGAGCGGAGGUCUCCAGCGCCGCUCCGCGGUGCGCGCUCCCAGCGUGUACGGAGGCGCGGAUGGCCGGAGCGUGCGCGUGUCCUCGCAUCAGUUUCUUCAUGGCUCCCAGAGCAACCUGUUCGGCCAGUCGGGCCUGUCCCUGGAGGGAGUGGGAGUGGGAGUGGGGCACAGUGACAAGCUCACCAUGCAGAACCUCAACGACCGGCUGGCCACGUACCUGGAGAAGGUGCGCGCGCUGGAGAAGGCCAACGCCGAGCUCGAGCUGAAGAUCCGCGAGUGGUACCAGAAGCGCGCGCCCGUCACGCGCGACUACAGCCACUUCCUGACCACCAUCCACGACCUGCGCGACAAGAUCAGAGUCGCCAACCUGGACAACGCCAGGAUCAUUCUGCAGAUCGACAACGCCAAGCUGGCUGCUGAGGACUUCAGAGUCAAGUAUGACAACGAGCUGUUGCUGCGCCAGUCUGUGGAGUCUGACAUCGCCGGGCUGCGCCGUGUCCUGGAUGACCUCACCAUGACCCGCUCAGACCUGGAGAUGCGGAUCGAAGGCCUCAAAGAGGAGCUGAUCUACCUGAAGAAGAACCACGAUGAGGAGAUGGCGGCUAUGCGUGCUCAGAUGACCUCCAGCAGUGUGAACGUGGAGGUGGACGCUGCUCCUCAGCAGGACCUGUCUCACAUCCUCGAUGAGAUCCGCGCACAGUACGAGGGGAUCACUGAAAAGAACCGCCGUGAAAUGGAGGCCUGGUACAAGGUCAAGUUUGAUGAUUUGAACAAGCAGGUGAAGUUGAGCACAGAGUCUAUCGAAACUCACCGCAGUGAGGUCAGCGAGCUCAAGAGAACCCUGCAGGCGCUGCAAAUUGAGCUGCAGUCUCAAAUUAGCCUGAAAGCGGCUCUGGAGGGCACGCUGCGCGACACAGAGAGCCGCUUCAGUGUCCAGCUCAGCCAACUACAGGCCAUAGUCAUCAGACUGGAGGAGGAGCUUACGCAGAUGCGUCAGGACAUCGAGAGGCAGGCGACCGAAUACGAGCUGCUGCUGGAUAUCAAGACCAGACUCGAGCUGGAGAUCGCCGAAUACAGACGCCUGCUGGACGGAGAGAACAUCAAUCGAACCACAGUGACCAAGGUGGUUGAGGUUCAUAAACCUCCACCAAAACCCGAACCAGUGGUGACGAAGCGUGUGCGCACUGUGGUCGAGGAAGUGAUUGAUGGCAAGGUCGUGUCUCGCACCGAGGACGUCGAUGUUGAGGUUCUGAACAAAAACUAGGACUUGAUGCCAUGACCACGUAACAUGCCGUAACUAAUAAUAACAAUAAGUAACUUGUAAGCAGUCUUAAGAUGUAAAAGAGUGAAAUAUCUCUGUAUGGAUGAUAUGAAAGCAUCAACAUCUGUAACUGCAUAAGAGAAACAAAUAAAGAAUACACUUCUAUCA